This is a messenger RNA of Fusarium venenatum, 1797 nucleotides long. Its product is annotated as major facilitator superfamily domain-containing protein. Lineage: Eukaryota; Fungi; Ascomycota; Sordariomycetes; Hypocreales; Nectriaceae. The record is from RefSeq and is a predicted model, not a curated record. Gene Ontology annotation, molecular function: siderophore-iron transmembrane transporter activity. Gene Ontology annotation, biological process: transmembrane transport. Gene Ontology annotation, cellular component: plasma membrane.
AUGGCUAUAGAAAACAGUUCUGAUCAUCGCAGUUCAGGCGAUGUCGAAGCUUCACGUAAAGAGGCAAACGACAAACAUGUUCUCACCAAUACAGAUAUUCUACGGGACUCAUGGUCAAAGAAGGCCUUGAUCAUCGCGUUCACAGGUCUGUUUGCGACAACAUUCAUUACCUCGUUCCUCAAGUAUGCCACCAAAGUCUACGAUGCGUAUGCUACUUCAGCGUUUCAGCGACAUUCGGCCCUCGCUACAGCAAAUGUAGUAGGAACAAUCAUUGGACUGGUUACAUAUCCCAUUAUGGCCAAGUUUUCCAAUGUUUUUGGUCGAGCUGAAGGUCUUACGUUCUCCAUCUUGUUCCUUGUUCUUUCACAAAUCAUGUACGCAGCAUGCCAGAACAUUGAGACUUACAUCGCUGGAGGUAUUUUUGAAGCUAUCGGCGAUACAGGUUAUGUCAUUAUGCAACAAUUAUUCAUCGCAGACACGACCAGUCUCAUAAACCGCGGUCUCUGGACUUCUCUCCCCGAAUCGAUAGCCUCGAUACCAACACUCUAUCUCGGCUCCAUUGUCGCUGACAGUGUGCUCAAACACUCAACUUGGCGAUGGGGUUAUGGGAUGUGGGCUGUCAUUCUACCAUUCUGCGCCGCACCUUUAAUCAUUACGCUUUACAUCCUACAGAGGAAGGCUCAUAAGGCUGGAUAUAGACGGAAAGGUGCCUGGGACGCUGCCGAUAGCACUCAGCCAUUGGGUAAACGCAUUGUGAACCUACUGUGGGUUGAUCUCGAUGUUGCUGGCGCUCUUUUGCUCGUCGUUGGCCUUGGACUCACUCUCAUCCCUUUGUCCCUUACAGGUGCCAGGAACAGUGACCGGUGGGAUCAAGGGAGUUAUAUCGCCAUGCUAGUCAUUGGUGUUGUUGUCAUCGCAGCUUUCUUUGUCUGGGAUACCAAGUUUGCAAAAGUUCCCUUUGUCCCGUUUCGAAUGAUCAAAGAACGUACAGUAGUGGCAGCAUGUGUUCUAUCCAUGCUUGACUUCUUUCAUUACUCAUGCUUCACACUCUUCUUCCCGAGUUAUCUCCAGGUAGCUGGUGGUUUCAGCCCAGGCCACGCCACUCGCAUCGACAAUGCACUUCGUGUGGCAUUUCAGAUUGCAUCUGUACUCGUCGGUAUCCUCAUGAAGUACACAAAACGCAGUCAGAUAUUUGUCUUUAUUGGAGUUCCCCUCUGUGUUCUGGGUCAAGGCCUGAUGAUAUACUUGGUAAACAUGAACGGCGGCCACGCCAACGAGGCAUCUUUCAUCACCGCAAAGACUCUUGUGGGUGUAGGCCGGGCAUUCUACCAAACAGCUGCACAAGUAUCCAUACAGGCUCUUGUUGCUAAAGAGGAUGUUCCCGUCGUCACGGGCGUUUACUACGCCGCUAUGAACUUUGGCGCUGCCAUCGGUACUAGCGUCGGAGGUGCGAUUUGGAAUAACAUGCUUCCCCAGAAACUUACAACCUACCUCCCCGACCAAGCCAAACCAAAUGCUUUGAAGAUUUACAAAUCCAUUGUCGUUGCUCAAACGUUCGCCAAAGGGACGCCUGUUCGAGCCGCUAUUGACCAAGCAUACCGCGAGACGCAAAGACUUCUUGCCAUCGCUUCCACAUGUGCUCUUGCGCCUAUGCUGGUCUUCAUGUUUGCUCUGAAGACUGUGGAUUUGAACAAGGUUGAUGAAGCAAAGAUCGAUGAGAACAGGACUGUCGAUCAAGAAGUUCAGCCUACAAUGGUAAAAGAAACUAUUCAGGAAGUCAAGUACGACAAUCACUAG